AUGUUCGCGAGAACGGCACAGCCUGCUCGGACUCUGCUUCGCAGUGCUUCCGUGGCGCCUUCCCUCGGUCGCUCCAUUCCCGCGAGAUCCUUUGCCAGUGUGCAAUCGGACAUUUUCAAGCCUACCAAGUACGGCGGCAAGUACACGGUUACUCUGAUUCCAGGUGAUGGCAUUGGUGCCGAGGUCGCCGAAUCGGUCAAGACCAUCUUCAAGGCCGACAACGUGCCCAUCGAGUGGGAGCAAGUCGAUGUCAGCGGUGUGGACACGGGCAACAAGCACUCGGAGGAGCUGUUCAAGGAAUCCCUGGCGUCGCUCAAGCGCAACAAGCUAGGCCUGAAGGGAAUUCUGUUCACGCCAGUGGAACGAUCGGGCCACCAGUCCUUCAACGUCGCCCUUCGACAGGAACUGGACAUUUACGCGUCGAUUUCUUUGAUCAAGAACAUUCCGGGCUACGAGACCCGUCACAAGGAUGUCGACCUCUGCAUCAUCCGUGAGAACACCGAGGGCGAGUACUCGGGCCUGGAGCACCAGUCAGUGCAGGGCGUGGUGGAGUCCCUGAAAAUCAUCACCCGCGCCAAAUCUGAGCGCAUCGCCAAGUUUGCCAUGGGCUUUGCGCUCGCCAACAACCGGAAGAAAGUCACUUGUAUUCACAAGGCUAAUAUCAUGAAGCUGGCCGACGGCCUCUUCCGCAGCACGUUCCACAAAGUCGCGGAGAACUAUCCCACCCUGGAGGUGAACGACAUGAUUGUGGACAACGCUUCCAUGCAGGCUGUCUCUCGCCCCCAGCAAUUCGAUGUGCUGGUCAUGCCCAACCUUUACGGUGGUAUCCUGUCCAACGUUGGCGCUGCUCUCGUGGGUGGCCCUGGGGUGGUUCCUGGCUGCAACAUGGGUCGCGACGUGGCCGUCUUCGAGCCGGGCUGCCGCCACGUGGGUCUCGAUAUCAAGGGCAAGGACCAGGCCAACCCCAGCGCCAUGAUCCUCUCUGGUUCCAUGCUCCUCCGUCACCUGGGUCUGGAUGAGCACGCGAACCGCAUCUCUAAGGCGGUUUACGAUGUGAUCGGCGAGGGCCAAACCCGAACUCGCGACAUGGGUGGUCAGGCUACCACUCAUGAAUUUACCCGAGCUGUUCUGGACAAGAUGGAGGCGGCUCUGUAA
This is a messenger RNA of Penicillium alfredii, 1155 nucleotides long. RefSeq names its product isocitrate dehydrogenase (NAD(+)) IDH1. NCBI's taxonomy places the organism in Eukaryota, Fungi, Ascomycota, Eurotiomycetes, Eurotiales, Aspergillaceae. The coding region runs from base 1 to 1155 and encodes 384 amino acids. Gene Ontology annotation, cellular component: mitochondrion. Gene Ontology annotation, biological process: isocitrate metabolic process; tricarboxylic acid cycle. The transcript has 5 exons. The record is from RefSeq and is a predicted model, not a curated record. Gene Ontology annotation, molecular function: magnesium ion binding; isocitrate dehydrogenase (NAD+) activity; NAD binding.